UGCUAACAGUCAGUUGUCAGUCAUUAUCGAUCCAACAAGAACGUAAACAAAUUGAGUUUUGGUGAUUUUUUUCCAUUUUUGCCGCAAAUUGCCCGCUAAACAUCAGAUUAUCUGCUUUGGCCGACUCUUUCGACAAACCGAGUGUUUGGAUCGCAACCGGCUGACUUCUCGCUCGAAAAUGAAUAAUUCGUCCCGCAGGAACUUCAAUUUCAAUUCCAACACAAACAACUACAACAAUAAUGAUUCUGGAUCCGGGCCCGACUUUCCAAACAUCCCAUACUACAUGAUGGCGCAAAGUUUGAAUCUGGGUGGCGGCGGCGGAGGCGGCAACAAUGACGAUUUCUCCGACACUCAAUCAUCAAACUUUAACUACAACCGCAAUCAAUACAAUUUUUCCAGAAACAGCUCGCAAUCGUCAAACAGCUAUUCCUCGAGGUCUUAUGGAUACGGAGGGGGGCGGCAGAAUCAGGACUCGUUCCAAUACAGCGCCUCCAUGUCAUCGGACAUGAGUUCAAACGUCCCAUUCACCUAUGCCGAUAAUGCGGAUAACAACAGGCGCAAGAAUCGCGGACAGCAACCGUGGGUCAAGCGGGAUUCCCUGAAGCGCCCUGCUCCGUAUGCCGGUGCCCGUGGUAUGAAUCUCAUGCAGAAAAUGGGCUGGAAUCCGGGACAGGGUCUCGGUCGACACGAGAAUGGCGAGCUGGAACCGCAGUUUCCCGACAUCAAAAUGGAUAAGCGAGGCUUGGAUGCUGGCAAGAUGCUUAAUGUGCCAGUCACCGUGAAAGCGGACGGAGGGAGCAAAAUCCAAAUGGCCACCAUCAAGCUGAUAACGGAGGGCAAGAACCCGCUUUCGAUAUUGGAGGAGUACUGCAGCAAGCGGAAGUUGGGUGCUCCGAAGUAUACUGCCGUGGUCGAUGAGGGUCCCGUCCAUGCCAAGAACUACGUGUUCAAAGUGACCGUGGACGGAGUGGAUUAUACGGCCGACAAGGGCAACAAUGUGAAGAAAACGGCCCGGUUGGAGGCGGCCAGGAAGUGUUUGAACGAGUUGGGAGUUUUCAUGAAGGAAUAGAGGGUGAUGCAAUGCUAUAAGCAUUUACAUUGAAGCUUUGAAUUUUAUGUUUGAUCCACAUCUAAUUUGUAUCAAAUUGAUUGAUAUGUCUGCACUACUACUCGGUAUUCUAUAAAUUUAUAACAAUAAACAAUGAAUAAUAUGAAAGAGUAGAUUUAAGUAUUGUACCUUAUUAAAUAUGCCUUACUUACUUGGUGGGAAUUGCUCAUCAAACCUUGCGGUUCGCCUAGUGUUGCGCUUUACUAGUUUA
Messenger RNA from Aedes aegypti (yellow fever mosquito), 1319 nucleotides. RefSeq names its product CAR1 transcription factor-like. Gene Ontology annotation, molecular function: RNA binding. NCBI's taxonomy places the organism in Eukaryota, Metazoa, Arthropoda, Insecta, Diptera, Culicidae. The coding region runs from base 179 to 1069 and encodes 296 amino acids. Gene Ontology annotation, biological process: regulation of mRNA splicing, via spliceosome; regulation of cell cycle. The transcript has 2 exons. The record is from RefSeq and is a predicted model, not a curated record.